GGGGGGCGGGAUUGGGGAUCCCGGAGGACGGCAGCAGGGCUGAGGUUUGCGCUGGAGGACGGUGUCUCGGUCCGUGAGAGCACCAAAGUCUUCUCUCUCCCAGAAUCCCCCUUUCCGAGGGUCGCCCUCCCAGAGGCAAGAACUCGGGCCCUGAUCUCUUUGUUCCUGGGGCUCAGCGUCACAUUUUAAUGGCCAUUUCUGGUUUUGUGUAAAUCCUGAGGUCUGAGGGGUUCCUUCCUGGGGUGGUAUGGAAAGGCUUCUGAGAAGAUGGAGAAGCUUUUCCGGCCCUCUGUUGUCCCGCUGCCCACCGUCGCAGCCUCCCCUUUGCAGGGCUUACCAUCACCCCCCAGGCAGAGUGAAACGCCUGGCCCUCUCCCGGUUUUUCCAGCCUCAGAACCUCAGGGAAGAUCAGGUGGUCGGGCUGGAGAGCAGGGUUUCUGAGCUGACCUGCAAGAGCCACAGGCUGAUGCUGCAGACUGGGCUGAUUCACCCCGCUGGCCCUGGCUGUUACCACUACCUGCCCUUCACCGUUCGAGCCAUGGAGAAGCUGAUCCGGAUGAUAGACCAGGAGAUGCAGGCCAUCGGCGGGCAGAAGCUCGACAUGCCCAGCCUGUGCUCGGCCAAGCUCUGGAGAGCCACUGGCCGGUGGCAGCUCAUGGGCAAGGAGCUCUUUCAGCUGCAGGAUCGACAUAACAAGGAAUACUGCUUGGGCCCAACGCACGAGGAAGCCAUCACCAGCCUGAUGGCCUCUCAGAAGACCCUGUCCUACAGGCAGCUCCCCCACCUCCUCUAUCAGGUCACACGCAAGUUCCGAGACGAGCCCCGGCCCCGCUUCGGCCUCCUGCGGGGCCGGGAGUUUUACAUGAAGGACAUGUACACCUUCGACUGCUCCGCUGAAGCCGCCCACCAGACCUACGACCUGGUGUGCGACGCUUACGGCAGGCUCUUUGACCGGCUCGGGCUUCGCUUUGUCAGGGUGCAGGCAGCCGUGGGGAGCAUCGGGGGGACGAUGUCUCACGAGUUUCACCUGCCCUUGAAUAUUGGGGAAGAUACGCUUACAGCCUGUUCCAAUUGCGGUUUCACAGCCAAUGUGGAGACGCUGGACCCGAAGCAGCCAAAUUGCCCAGUGUGCCAGGGGAAGUUGGCAGAGACCAAAGGUGUUGAAGUGGGGCACACCUUUUACCUGGGCACUAAAUACUCCUCUGUAUUCAACACCGAGUUUAUUAAUGCUCAAGGAAAGCCCUCGCUGGUGGAAAUGGGGUGCUACGGGUUAGGUGUGACACGGAUCCUGGCCGCGGCCAUCGAAGUCCUUUCCACAGAAGAGUGCAUCCGCUGGCCCAGGCUGCUAGCCCCUUACCAGGUGUGCCUCAUUCCUCCAAAAAAGGGCAGCAAGGAAGAGAUGGCGAUAGAGCCGAUGGAAACGCUCUAUGACAACAUUGCCGAAGCCUUGCCCCAGCUUCAGGGGGAGAUCUUACUCGAUGACAGGACGCAUUUAACCAUUGGGAACAGAUUGAAAGAUGCCAAGAAACUCGGCUAUCCCUUUGUGGUGAUAGCGGGCAAGAGAGCCUUGGAGCAGCCCUGCCACUUUGAGGUCUGGUGUCAGAACACCGAGGAGGUGGUGUUCCUCCCUAAACAGGGGCUGCUGGAUUUGCUGCGCAAAGUACAGGUGGUCUAAAUAUCCCGUCUCUGAUCCUUGUAGGUCCCACGUUCCAUCCAUUUAUCAUUAAGUGCUAGAAGCAGUGCAACUGGUAGAAGAUGGAUGUUAAUUAAAAGAGCAAAAUUUCUCUGUGACCCUGGGCAAGUCACUUAACCCUAAUUGCCUCAACAAAAAAACAAAAAAAAAAACACAAGAUUUCAUCAUUCAUUUAGUUAACAUUACUCAGUCACAUAAAAAGAAAGAAAUUUGAUUUCUUUUUCCACUGACUGUCUACUGAUCUGCUCUACUUGAAAUCAACAGAAACUUAUGGGUUGUGAGGAGAAUGAUGUUCAUGGCAGGCAAUUUGUAGUCUUAAAGGCCUGGUCUUCUUACUCAAAACCAACUGGAAGGUUGAGAUGAUUAGAUGGGAGCCCAAAUGAGAAACUUCCCCCAGAAAUCUUAGCCCUAAUUAGGCUGAACUAAAAAUCUGAGCUCAUUUUCUCUUGAUUCAUGAGGCCAAGUUGAUGGAUUAUGAGCCUUAAAUAUAAGAAUGUUCACUUUUAGCCUACAUAAUGUUUAGCCAUGUUAAUAGGCCAGGCUGAAUAAUAGCUCAGGAAGAUCUGGAGCCAGGAUCAGAGAGCCAAAGUCUUCUGACUCCGUACCCAGUUCUGCCAUCGGCUCUUAUUACUACUGUGAAACCUCAAAUCUUGUUCUCUUGGUAAUGGCGACUCUCUGCCCACCUCGGAGUGCAGUGACCACAAAUGAGAUGCUGUCUGCAAAAUGAUUUCAUUCCCUUAAAGGAGUCAGAAGGAACACAUACACUGUGUUCCCAAACCGUCAUUGUCCUGGACUUGCUGACUCUGUUUCUUGCCAUCGAUGGAUGGCAUGGGCGUGUUGGCAAAACACCAGGUACAGGCUGUAUUAUUCCUUCCUUGUUCCUGAGGGACCUCUGAAAGGAGAGGCAGAGUGAAUAUUUAGCAGAAUUAACAAAGAGACAGAAAUUGGCUAGCAUUAUCACAUUAUGGAUGGACUCAUUCUGCAUUUUAGUGGGAAUGAAACUUGUGUUGCUGUGAUGCUUUCAGGCUUACAAAGCACUGAACUCACAACAACCCUGGGAAAUGUAGGUUGUGUAAGGAUUCAUGUUCUUAUGUAGAGAUGAAGAAACUGAGGUCCAGAGAGGACAGUCUCCUAAUGAGUUAUGUCAGAAUUGGGACUGGAAUCCAAAUCUCCUGACCCUGACCAGGACUACUUUUUAUUUUGUGUGUUUUUGACCAUUUAAGGGCUGACCUUUUUCCUCCCCCCUUGGAGUCCCUUCUCCUGUCCUUUGUUUGCAUCUUGGGUACUUGAAAUGAUCAGUGAAGGACACCUAAAGGUUUAUUAUCUCUGAGGCAGGUAGAGGGUUUUGGAAAGAAAAUGAGAUAAUUUCCUGUUCUCUUAUAAAGGGCCAUUGACCUUUAUGGUUUACAGCACAAACUGAUGACUACGAGAAGCUCGAAGGUGCAUGCUACAAAUGAGGAGGUCCUUCAAACACCAUUAUAGGACACCUGGAUGAAGGGCACCAUUUUUAAGGCUUAACCACUGAGCAACCAGAGCUUCAUGCAAUCCCAUAUAGCAGACCAAGUUCAGACCUGAGGCAGCUUAAUUGAGGAAAAAGGCAACCCAAAAAAAAUCCUGUUUGCUCUCUCCUGCUUCCUUUUCUAUUUCUACAAAUAUGUAUAAGUUAUGUGUGGCAGUCAGCUUCAUGGUUGAGGAAAAAUAUCAUGGAAAAGUGAAUAUUGCUGGUAACUAAAAUGUACUCUUAAUAGUUUUAUUACUAUGUGUGGGAAUAUAGGAUUAUUUUUCCUAAUUGAUUUUGUUUGGUUAAGUUUUUUGAUUAAAAAAAUGAUAAUUUUAAUGUAAGAGAUAUUCCAAGAUACCAUCAAAGAAUAGGAAAUUGUGAAGUAUAAUUGUUGGAGAGACCUUCCUUGUGUGGAGCCAAUUGGUAUUAGAGGUUUUAGACUUUAGAAAUUAUUUAUAGGGGCAGCUAGGUAGCGCAGUGGAUAGAGCACCAGCCUCUAAAUCAGGAGCA
Molecule: messenger RNA, 3704 nt
Organism: Sarcophilus harrisii (Tasmanian devil)
Lineage: Eukaryota; Metazoa; Chordata; Mammalia; Dasyuromorphia; Dasyuridae
Gene: PARS2
Product: prolyl-tRNA synthetase 2, mitochondrial
Exons: 2
Coding region: 248-1675 (475 amino acids)
Biological process (GO): prolyl-tRNA aminoacylation
Cellular component (GO): mitochondrion; cytoplasm
Molecular function (GO): proline-tRNA ligase activity; ATP binding
Source: RefSeq, a predicted model, not a curated record